CACACCCCUCCAGGUGAUGUCCUCGGAGGACGGGGUCUCUGUGUCGUCUGUGGAACUGACUCUUCCCCACAUCGCUCGCGAGGUUCUGAGACGGAAGGCCCUGGCCCAUCUUCAUCUUGAGGGUGGCGGUCGAGGACCAGCAUGACGCUCAAGACCUGGCUCUCCGGCACCUACGGCGCCUCCCACAAGAACACUAAGACCACCGUCGACAUCUUGGCCUCCCACGAGGUGCCCAACCAGUCCGUCCUCGGCCUCUCCAAGGGUCUCAGUUCCCUCCAAAAUGGCGACGUGACACUCCGCCGGGCGCUUAAGAAUCCGUUUUCUACGCUGACGAACGCGGGAAGCCGCGAAUGGCGCGUCAGGAGCGUCGAAGACGUCGUUGACGCCGAAGGAGGAGAUUACGGGUUUUUGGAGUAUUACUCCCUUAGGAGGACGACGUCGCGGGACACGGCGCUGACCGACCCGAGACCGAGUCUCACCUACGGCACCUGGAGCCGCCUCAACGGCAGCUGGGGGAGGUGGGCGGACGCCAGUCCGGCGCAGUUCUACCCGGGCACCUUCACCCGCGGCGACAAGAACGACCGUAAACACGGCAGUGUGGACCACAGACCUCGUAAUUACCACAUGGACGACCCCUGGAGACCCGACGACAUGCGCACCUCCACUCCUCUCUCCACCAUGUCGUCCCUCCACGACCUGCCUGCGCCUCCCACCGCGCAACAGUCACAACAGACGGGUAACUCCGCAGAAACGACGAGACGAGGGAUAGUCAAACGCAACUCGCUGCUGUGGCGGCUGCGGCCGGAUAGGUGGAGAGGGACGGAUGGCUCGCUUCGUCGCGUCCGCAGCCGGGACGACGGGCUGGACUUGAGCCGCAGCCGUCGGAAAAGUGACCUGGGGGCGUCUCAGCCGGAUCUGCUGACGUCACACAGAGCUCCCGGUGAACCGGUUCGGUGUGACGUGGUGUGCCCGGCGCCGUUCUCUAUACUGCCGCCCACGACGCGUCGUGCCGCGCACAGCGAGACGCUGCCUCGUCGCUCGCGCCACGCUAGUAAAGAGAACUGCACGAGUACUUUACUGGCACGUGGGCGGCGCUGGCUGCACGGCGCCAGCCUGGGGCGUGCCGACUGUAUCAUGGACCGGGAGGAGUCCGAGCUGGUAGUCCGCCCGGAGACUAUGUUGCCGCAUAGUCUCUCCUCAGUGGCCAACAUGACCAACAUGGCCUGUGUAAAUAAUUAUAAGAACGCUCUGAAUGGUCCUUCAGUGGGCGGGCCGCCCAUGUUUGGCAGUUUGGGGCGGGAGGCGGGCGAGGGCGACCUAUGGCGGCGAGGACGAGCUCGCUCGAGGCGGCCUCGAACUUUUUACCUUUUGGAGGACUACCUCUCGCCAGUGAGGAGCACAGGCGUGGCUCCCGCCGGGGUGGUCCUCGACGAGUACGUGGGUCACGGGCCUCGUCUCGUGUUCCGCGAGGUGUCCAACGACACCCCCCAGCGGCCCCUGCCCCCCACCCCAGAGUGGGACACCCCCUCCCUCUCCCCGCCCUCGAGUAUCAUGAAUGGCCACCACCCCACGCCCCUCCAGUACCACGCCUCGCAUGCCGGCGGACAUGGCGUCUACGUCGACGCCAUUAUCCCUUCUCCGGAGAAGAGUUGCGGUUCGAGCCUCUAUUCUCCGGUAUUCUCCCCGCGGGACUCUGGCUACCCGCGGUUUAUCACCCCGGAAUUGGCCCUUCCGGAACGGGCGCCCCCGCCCGUGUCGGGUCUGCCCCCGCCCACACACGCCCACACUCGCAACUGCCGCAGUCUGGAGUAUGAGGGCUGCCGCAAGACCUCUCACACUCACAAGAGCCCUGCACACCACAAGGACUCCUCUUUACACAAGCUGGGGCGCUCUGCUACUUCCUCUAGACCUCCGCUCUCCAGCAAGCUUAGACAAAAUGGUCUCAUCACAGCGCAGAGGCGCUGAAGACGUAUGGGGACCUGGUGACGGAGUACGAGCGGCGGGAGAUCGAAGCGUACCCGGACAUCUACUACCUCGGGGUCGACGCCCGCAAGAUCCACGGCGAGGAAGGCGCGCAGCUCAAUGGCGGCUACGAUGACGAGAACGGUAGCUACAACAAGGUCAUGCACGACCACAUCAGCUACAGAUACGAGAUCCUUGAGGUCAUCGGGAAGGGCUCCUUCGGCCAGGUCAUCCGCGCCAUCGACCACAAGUCUGGGGACCACGUGGCUAUCAAGAUCAUCAGGAACAAGAAGAGGUUCCACCACCAGGCGCUGGUGGAGGUGAAGAUCCUAGACCACCUGAGGCGACGGGACCCCGACCAACACCACAAUGUCAUCCACAUGCUCGACUACUUCUACUUCCGCAACCAUCUCUGCAUCACCUUCGAGCUCAUGGGACUCAACCUAUACGAACUGAUAAAGAAGAACAACUAUCAGGGGUUUAGUCUCAGUCUUAUCAAGCGCUUCGCCUUCUCUCUCGUCCAAUGUCUCAAGUUGCUCUCCAGAGAGAACAUCAUCCACUGCGAUCUCAAACCUGAGAACGUGUUGCUGAAGCAGAGAGGCAGCAGUAGUAUCCGCAUCAUAGACUUCGGCUCCUCGUGCUACGUCCACCAGCGAGUCUACACCUACAUCCAGAGUCGCUUCUACCGCUCCCCCGAGGUCAUACUCGGCCUCCCCUACGGCCUCCCCAUCGACAUGUGGAGCCUAGGCUGUAUUCUGGCCGAGCUGUACACGGGAUACCCACUGUUCCCAGGGGAGAACGAGGUGGAGCAGCUGGCCUGCAUCAUGGAGGUCCUCUCCCUGCCUCCACACCACCUCCUCAUAGCCGCAUCCAGACGUAGACUCUUCUUUGACUCGAAGGGUAACCCAAGAUGUGUCACCAACAGUAAGGGGAAGAAGCGUCGACCUGGCUCUCGUGACCUGGCCUCCGUCCUAAAGUGUUCUGAUACGCAGUUCGUCCACUUCAUAGCUCGCUGCCUCGAGUGGGACCCAUCAACCAGAAUGAGUCCAGAGGAGGCAUUGCAACAUGACUGGCUCCACACAUCCCUCACCUCUACUAUUUCAUCAUCAUCAUCAUCAUCAACAACACAGGUGGGGACGUCGGAGCGUCGGUCAGGUGUGGUGAACGGCGGAGGGCCAGCCGGUAACCCUAGACGCCAAGGGCCCAUCACUCAGGACUCCACUGAGGAGGAUAAUUACUCCUUAUACAAGGUAUACAAAGGGAAGCGUCAUCGGGACACAGGUGUGGUGGUGUCAGAGGUUGGAGCCAAGCAGGAAACCACCAUUGGCAAUGCCAAUGCCACCACCAUCACCUCUAACCCUGGUGUUAAUGGCAAUCCAGAGGGCACAUCAACAGAGAACUCUCUGGAUGAUUCGGGCACAUUCCUCCCACCAAUUCUCUAAAUUGUGAAUAUGUAUGACGAGCAGUGGACAUUCUCUCAGCCCUCUGUGAGAGCCAUAGGCAGUGCUGAUCCCCAAGUGCUAGGCGGGUUACUAGCCCAGCAGGGAAGCACUAGCAGCCUGUGUGUGUUUGUGAGCAUCCCUCCUAGACAGCAAGUUAGUGACAAAGCUGGUGUAGCAGCUCACAUGACAGACCUGAAACAUUUUAUAGAAUGGCAAAUGCAGAGAUUAAGAUAUUUUAUAAAUGUUAAGUGAUCAGUGACUCUAGAAAUAUAUGGUCUUGUCAGGAACACACACACACAUCUACUAGUCCUGUGUGGACCUUCUGCAAGAGAUUCUAUCUUUGAGCAAAGUGUACCCGAUGUGCCCUAAGCUGUGUAUAGUUAUAGCUGCAGUUAUGUUAGGUGUGGCCCUCGCCCUCCUUCCUUUACUCUCUAUCACUCAUUGCUGAUUUCUUCUACUUUUCUGUGAUGCAACUCAUUCCAUUCACUUCAUACAUUCCCUUUACCUCUAAUAAAAUAACUUGCAAAAUUGAAUCAUCUUUAGUAUUCUAAUUUGGUAUACAGUAUCUUCAUCACCUGGAUUGCUCCAUCACCUUCUGUCACCAUAUCCUAAUUAUCUUGGCCUAUAUCCUUGGUCUUUUUCAUUUCCGAGUCACACAGCCUUCACCUGUUAUAUGCCUUCCCUUGAUCUCUGCCUUUUAUAAUCUUUUCCACACUCUUGCAGUCUUACUUUUGUAUACUACAUUUAUAAUCAAGCUGGCAUAAAUCAUCCUCUGUUGUAUUUCAUAUUUUAUCUUCCCUUUUUCUGUAUUGAAUACUUUUUUUUUCUCUGCAUCAGCGAGGUCUAUGCAAUACAGUAUUACCCUCGACUCUUCUCUGCCUCCCUUGAAGCAUGAUGGCUGGCCUCACAUGCAAAGGAAACAUGACAUCCCAGCAGGAGUGUUCUUGGUUGUGACAAGAUCAGCAGCUUAACCAACCCAAUAUGUCCUUGGAGACUAUUGUUACUGAAAACUGGAUCAAGAUCAACAAGUCCCUGAUGCUACAGUACAACUCAUCAAAAUCCUAGUGGAACUAAUUUCCUCAUAACCACUAUAUUAUGCAGGGGUAUUUUUAUUGAUAUUACAAAUUUUCAUCCAUUUCACUGUAGGGUAACGAAACACGUUGAAAAAAUAUUUUCUCCUGUGAGACUCGGCCUUAUCGCGGCUCUGUGAUAGCCUUAACAUAUCUCUUUAAUAAGCCUUACCAAAGAUUCACCAAAGAUGUAUCUUUUGUAUCUUAGUCAUAUCUUUGUAGAUAACUCAUAGUCUUCAAAACUGCUCCUUCUGCCUCGAGUCUCCUAUAUAUCUAGCCAGUUAAACACAGCCAUCCCAAAAAUUGUCCAAGUAUCAAUGACUGGUUCCAUACCUCCUUUCCCAGCAGAUGCUUUUUCCCAUACAUUAGAAACUCGGGUGACAGCCAGGUAUAGAAGAUUCUGAUGCACUACAACAGUUGGGUAAUCAGGCAUAACAACGCCCCCUGACUCAACUUAUUAGUCAACUGUUAAAUGCUGGUAAAGCUCCAGUGUACCACAACAGUGGCCUGAUAAGUUCAGGAAAGCUCUGACAUAAGUCAUUUUGAUCAGAGUCAGUAAAUUCUAAACAUAUUCAUAUCUCAAUAUUUAUCUCAUCACGGCCAACAGAGUACCAACACCUCCCACCAAUUGGUAGACCUGGGCCGACAAUACUAUACUCAAGACAACACCUGCAUCAGUCUACCCUUCUUCCCCCCAUGAAGAAUAUGAGCUUAAAUCAGAUGGAUACGCUUUAAUACAAUUCAGAUUUUGAGCUUUGACCCUGAUGUAGUAAUAGAGAUUUUUUCAACUGUUUUUAUGAAUGAAGGAAAGCAUGAAGAUCCUGAAGCAUGGCUGUUGAGAUCACAUAAAGUGCAAAUAUUAUUGUCAACAAAAAAUUCUAGGACAAAAUCUUUAACAUUUUGCUUCAUUAAAUAGACAAAACUUUCAUUAAAAAUGUCUUCAUUGAAGUACUAUUUCCAAGUGUGUCCAAUAGGAGGAACAUGAUUGUUUUAUAUACACAGUAUAUAAUAUAUAUAUAUAUGUCGUACCUAAUAGCCAGAAC
Messenger RNA from Procambarus clarkii (red swamp crayfish), 5517 nucleotides. The record is from RefSeq and is a predicted model, not a curated record. NCBI's taxonomy places the organism in Eukaryota, Metazoa, Arthropoda, Malacostraca, Decapoda, Cambaridae.